UGCCCCGGAAGUCAAACAGCUGCUCCUGCUGUUAGCUGCUUCGGACUCGCUCCGUCAGGUUCGUCGUCAGAUCCCGAACCCACGGCGGAACCGGAGGGACCAUGGAGCCCGUCGCCGCUGCACCGGCUGAGGAGCUCGCCAGCGUUCAGGUCAAAAUGGAGCCAGAGGGCGACGUGGAGAUCCGUUCGUACCCGGUCCUCAGGAAGCUGUCCGUCAAACUGACCGACUGCAGGGUGUGGCUGGAGGGGCGGGACUUCCUGUCUUUGGGUAACCACCCUGAGCUGUAUGAGCAGAAGCUAAGGCAGCAACAGUCCACAAACACAGGCAGGAAGAUGGUCUACUGCCACGAGUGUAACAAGGGAUUCUACAAGAAGUCCCACCUAGAGGCUCACCUCCGGUUCCACCGGGGUCAGAAACCUAAUGAGUGCUGGCAGUGUGGGAAGACCUACCCGACCCUGAUGAGCCUCGUCGUGCACCAGCAGAUCCACAACCGCAACGCACCCUACCAGUGCUCUUACUGCGACAAGACCUUCGCGCUGAAGAGGGACUGGAAGACCCACCACCGGACACACUCGGGGACCAAACCCUUCAAGUGCUGGUUCUGUGGGGACGGCUUCAGCGAGCAGGACGAGCUCAGCGAGCACCUGGAGAUGCACAGCGGUGAGAAGUGCUACCACUGCAACGUCUGCGACAAGAUGUUCAUAUCGUACCAGGGCUUCAACUUCCACCGCAAGUCCCACAAGAACCGGAAGCUCCUGCCGUGCCCCAAGUGCAACAAGACCUUCAGCAACCCUCAGAGUCUGAAGCUCCACCAGGUGACACACUCCAACAGAAAGCCACACAAAUGCCCCACCUGCGGCAAAGCCUUCAAGCUGCUGAGCGGCAUGCGCUGCCACCAGCGCACCCACGAGGACCUGAAGGCCUACCACUGCGCCGAGUGCGGCAAGUGCUUCUCCAGCCUGCAGGGCCUGAAGCUGCACGACCGCACACACACCGGACUCAAGCCCUACAAGUGCUCCGAGUGCGGCAAGAGGUUCACGCAGUCACCCCAUCUCAAGGCGCACAUGGUGACCCACACUGGGGAACGGCCCUUCCUCUGCACCACCUGUGGGAAGAGGUUCACGCAGUCGUCCCACCUGAGGUCCCACAUCACGCUGUUCCAUGUGGGCGAGAAGCCGUUCACCUGUGAUGACUGCGGCAAGAGCUUCACCAUCGCUCACUACCUGAAGGUGCACCGGCGCACCCACACGAAGGAGAAGCUGUACCAGUGCUCGUACUGCCAGAAGUCCUUCUCUUACCACAACUCGUGGAGGGCCCACGAGAGGAUCCAUACCGGCGAGCGGCCCUUCACCUGCCAGGACUGCGGCCAGAGCUUCAUCACGUCUGGCUCGCUGGUGAGCCAUCAGAGAUCCAAACACACUGGAGAGAAGAGCCACUACUGCAUCACCUGCGGCGAGUUCUUCUUCACCAGCUCGAUGCUGCGCAUCCAUCAGCUCGACCACACCGGCGAGCGCCCACACGUCUGCAGCUGUGGCAAGACCUUCAAAACCAGAGGCGUGCUACGCUACCACCUGAAGAGGUUCACUGACCACCAGCCUGCCGAGUGAAGGGGGCGGAGACGUUUAAACACUAUCAUGACAUGAUUUCUAUUUUAAUUACCACCUGAGCUUCAGCAGGAGCUCUUAUAACCGCGCCAUGUCUUCUUCUGUGGUGGUUUGUACCCGAUCAACCAAUGAACUUGUAGUGAAGCAGCACUACUUUACUCUGAUGGUUUGUAGAUGAACUUUGACAUUGUGUGAUGGACACUAAUGCAGAAGCUGCUGAGAAUCUGAUUGUAGUCUCCUUCAGUCUGUCAGCGAUCAAUAAGCUGAUGGUUAGCGCUGCUCAGAGCGCGGCGGCUUCAAACCCAGCAGGGUGACGCUUCCAAAGAAUCAGCAAUGCUGUUUUUUCUGUUCGGUACGUCUGACGCCGCGUAUGUAGGGGCGUCCUCAUGUCGAUUCACAUCAUCAAUAAAGUAUCUGCAGCUUUAA
Archocentrus centrarchus (flier cichlid) is the source of this 2030-nucleotide messenger RNA. RefSeq names its product zinc finger protein 664-like. The coding region runs from base 102 to 1607 and encodes 501 amino acids. The record is from RefSeq and is a predicted model, not a curated record. Gene Ontology annotation, biological process: regulation of transcription by RNA polymerase II. The transcript is spliced from 3 exons. Lineage: Eukaryota; Metazoa; Chordata; Actinopteri; Cichliformes; Cichlidae. Gene Ontology annotation, molecular function: RNA polymerase II cis-regulatory region sequence-specific DNA binding; DNA-binding transcription factor activity, RNA polymerase II-specific.